UGCAUUCCCUCACCACCCUGUUCCGGUUUUCUCUCCCUCGAGCCUUAAGGGCCUCUCCUUUCUUACUUCCUGCUACCACAUACGUCGGCCUGAAAACCCAAGACACUCCAUCUCGUUCAUCCUCUAACAUGGCUCCUCUUGCAAACGGAAAGUCUUCAAAGAUGCACUCCAGUGUCAUCAUCAUUGGGUCGGGUCCUGCUGGCCACACUGCCGCCAUCUACCUCGCCCGUGCCAACCUCAACCCAGUCCUCUUCGAGGGCUUCCUCGCCAAUGGCUUCGCAGCCGGCGGUCAGCUCACCACCACCACCGAUGUUGAAAACUUCCCCGGAUUCCCCUCCGGCAUCCUCGGGCCUGAACUCAUGCAGAAGUUCCGCGAGCAGUCCAUCCGAUUUGGCACGCGCGUGAUCACCGAGACGGUGUCCAAGAUCGACCUCUCCCAGCGCCCCUUCCGCUACUGGCGCGAGGGCCAGGAGAGCGACGAGCCUGAGACGGCCGACACCGUCGUCAUCGCGACCGGCGCAAGCGCGAAGCGCCUUUCUCUCAAGGGCGAGGAUGACUAUUGGCAGAGCGGCAUCAGCGCAUGCGCAGUGUGCGACGGCGCAGUGCCCAUCUUCAGAAAUAAGCCAUUGGCUGUCAUCGGUGGCGGCGACUCGGCGGCUGAGGAAGCCACUUACCUCACGAAGUACGGCUCGCACGUCUAUGUCCUCGUUCGUCGCGGCGAGCUCCGCGCUUCGAAGAUCAUGGCUAAGCGUCUCAUGAACCACCCCAAGAUCACCAUCCUUUGGAACACAGUCGCGACCGAGUGCCUAGGCGACGGCAACCUGCUCAACAACCUGCGCAUCAAGAACAUAAAGACGGGCGAGGAGAAGGACCUCCCCGUGCGCGGCCUGUUCUACGCGAUCGGACACGAGCCCGCGACGUCGCUCGUCAGCUCGCAGCUCCAGACCGACUCGGACGGGUACAUUAUCACCAUCCCGGGCACGACGCAGACAAGCGUCAAGGGCGUGUUCGCAGCGGGCGACGUACAGGACAAGCGCUACCGCCAGGCGAUCACGAGUGCGGGAAGCGGGUGCAUGGCCGCGCUCGAGGUCGAGCGGCUGCUUACGGAGGAGGAGGAGGGUAUGGACGAGUAGAUACACAUAGAUUCUCGCAGGGACAUCAUUAGUGGUCAUCUGUAGGAUUAAUUUAUCCAGCAUUUUACCAUGGAAAUCUGUAUCGAUCCCAUCGG
Coniophora puteana RWD-64-598 SS2 is the source of this 1228-nucleotide messenger RNA. RefSeq names its product thioredoxin reductase. The transcript is spliced from 7 exons. The record is from RefSeq and is a predicted model, not a curated record. Lineage: Eukaryota; Fungi; Basidiomycota; Agaricomycetes; Boletales; Coniophoraceae. Gene Ontology annotation, biological process: removal of superoxide radicals. Gene Ontology annotation, molecular function: thioredoxin-disulfide reductase (NADPH) activity. Gene Ontology annotation, cellular component: cytoplasm. Bases 129 to 1133 code for a protein of 334 amino acids.